Molecule: messenger RNA, 1039 nt
Organism: Nothobranchius furzeri (turquoise killifish)
Lineage: Eukaryota; Metazoa; Chordata; Actinopteri; Cyprinodontiformes; Nothobranchiidae
Gene: nanp
Product: N-acetylneuraminic acid phosphatase
Biological process (GO): N-acetylneuraminate biosynthetic process; dephosphorylation
Molecular function (GO): N-acylneuraminate-9-phosphatase activity
Source: RefSeq, a predicted model, not a curated record
CGUCUGCACUUCCGUCUCUGAUGUGGGAACGACCAACGACCGCGCGCUGCCGUAAUGGACGACAGAGCUGUGAAAGCAAUAUUGUUCGACUUGGAUAAUACGUUAAUCGAAACGAGUCGGGCUGGUGGAGCGGCGAUUCUCAAGACCAGUGAGCUGCUGAAGACCAAACUGGGCCUUGAUGAGGACACCAUCCUCACCAUUUGUGGGAAAUUCAAGCAGAAGCUUUUCCACGAGCGAUUUGACCCAUCGUCAGGCGGAUCGAUAGACGACCUCCGUGUGCGUCACUGGGAGGAAAGUAUUUUAGAGACCCUGGGUAGCUGCUCCUCUCCGUCUCUGGCUGCUCGGUGCUACUAUUUGUGGAAAAACAGUCGUUUGGAGGUUCUAUGUCUGUCCCCUGAGGUGUCUGGUCUUCUGAAGAGUCUUCGCAGCAGAUACAAGCUGCUGCUGCUGACCAACGGAGAGGCUCAAACCCAGAGGGAAAAAGUGGAAGUGGUCAGAUGCGAGGAGUUCUUCGAUGCCGUGGUGAUCGGGGGAGAACAUCCCGAGCAGAAACCGUUCUCUUCCAUCUUUAGGAUGUGUUUCCAGCUGCUGGAGGUGGAGGCGGAGGACUGUGUGAUGGUGGGAGACUCUCUGGAUACAGACAUUCAGGGGGGCUUUAACGCCGGAGUCCGGGCCACGGUGUGGAUUAGCAGUGCAGAGCACGUUGUUUCAGACGGUUCAGUGAAACCAGACUUCACUAUUCCCACCGUGCUUCAGCUGCCAGCUGUUUUAGCACAGCUGCAAAAGAAUAACUCUGAAAGUAAAGGAUAAUUAACAGCUUUCUUCAGGUUUAUUUUCAGUUUUUUAUUAUUUUAAUUUUUACAUCAAGGGAAAUAAGAAAAAAAAAUUCCAGCAUCUUAAUUCUUUACAAUUUUCUGUUUCUGUGCUAAGAUUAUUAAAUUAUCAAUCCUGUUUAUACCCAAUCCAGAAUAACUCACAUUUCUGAUUCCUCCUCCUCACUCAGCAUGGCUCUAUUAAACACCCGCUCUGUUAACAAUAA